AUGUCACGUUUUGAUCUCGAAGAGCUCGACAAACCAAGGGUGUACUUCCACGACAUCGACCUAGAAUUCUGCAACGAUUUUCUCGAUUUCAUUGCCAAUAUUCGAAGGAUGGUCAUCAACAAGAAGGCCGUGUUACUAAAUGUAUUGCGUCUCCUUUUGGCCGACUGGGCUGUCGAACACCCGGGUAUCAGCUCUCAGGCAGACCCUAUCUGGUUGACCCUUGAGAAUGAUUUGAACAAGUAUCUUCUCACCACAAGGUUCCCAACACUUAAUUUUGCUCCUGUAGAAGACAGAGAUGCCUGGGGAUGGCAGCCUAUGCGGGUAGAGCAGCUCAAGCAAGAGGAAGAGGGUAGCCCAGAUCCCCAUCAUGUUUUCAUCCGGCUUGAUUUGGCAGUGGGCUUGAAUAAUCUAAUAAUAGAGGUGCAGACCAACCCCCUAGUCAAGACCCACCUUACUGAUGCCAAAAUGAUGAUGGUAGCAACAAUUGUGCAUGAGCUUGGACACAACUUAGUGACCAACCUACUUCCAUGUGUCCACUGGACACCUAAACGCUUCAGACAAAACAACAUGCAACCACACAAUGGGGAAUCUGGUGUUUAUCUGGAGGAAAUUUUCUUUGGGGGGGUUAUGGCUGGCAUUUUUUACAAAGAGGCAGGAUUGGAUCUCUCAAAGAUAAGGAGAUUGCAGGUGUAUAACAUGGAGGUAUGGUAUUGCCUUGAUGGUGAAAACAGGAACAUUUUGGAACAGUUUCUUGAGAACAUUGAUUUCAGGACAAUACCAGUCAAUGCAGAAGCCCCUUUGUUCAAAGGGUUUGGGACAUCAACUGAGCCUCCAACUUGCCCUCCUGCACCACCACUUCACAACAUUGAAACAUGGAAACAUGGAUGUCAACAUGUGGAUAUGUCUGCACCACACAGUGUUGCUUCCUCCAUCAGAGUUGAUGCUGAAAACUUAAUUGGUCUGGGGAUUAAUGGUAUCCAAGGAUUGGAAGAGGGGGAAAGUAGAUCUUAUAUCACAAAUUGCUUCCAAGACUGA
Marasmius oreades (fairy-ring Marasmius) is the source of this 1035-nucleotide messenger RNA. RefSeq lists its product as uncharacterized. NCBI's taxonomy places the organism in Eukaryota, Fungi, Basidiomycota, Agaricomycetes, Agaricales, Marasmiaceae. The coding region runs from base 1 to 1035 and encodes 344 amino acids. The transcript is spliced from 4 exons. The record is from RefSeq and is a predicted model, not a curated record.